GAUCGGCUUCAGCUCAGACACACACAGACGAGGCUGAAAUGCAGUUUGUUAUCUCUGAACUUUGACACUGAGAAAAAAGGAGGAGACCAUAACUGAGAGAAACAGAGCGAAGGAGCAACGGACUUUUAUCCUGCGCAAGUGACGGGCUGACGUCAACAUUUAUACAGCUAUUCAGACAAAUCAUUAUCAGAUAAUUAUUCCUCUUGUGAUGGCUGCGAUGUCUAGCAGUGUGUGUGUCACCAUUACUGUCCUCAUGUGUGUCCUGGGAAGUCAAGCGCUGGACCUGCUGAGAGCUACUGCAACAUCAGGGAACGCUCCCUCCAUUCCCACAGUGCAUUGCUGGUGUUCGAGCUACCCAAAUGUGACUCUUUGCACCUGGCCGAAAGCUUCCCACUCCCCGCCAAUGCACUACAUUGCCACCUACAGUGAGAGACACCGAGAGGAGAGCACCCAGCACUGUCAUCUCAUCCCACCUGACUCUUCAUCCUCUGCUUCGAUUUCAGCAUCGUCAUCCGCCUCUGAGCAGCUCUGGCACUGCCACCUGCCCAACCUGAAACUUCUGACAGACUACAUCAUUAACAUCACAGCAGUUCAUUCUGGUGGCAGCAGCUCCCAUCUAAUGAGUUUUAUGGUGGAGGACAUAGUGAAACCAGAUCCCCCGGUAGAUGUCCGGGUUUCCCCUCAUAAUAUCAGAAACUUGCUGGUUCAGUGGUCUCCUCCUCCUACGUGGACCAACCUGGACAUCUUCCCCCUAAAAUACCACAUACACUACCAGUGGGAAAACAGGAGCACAGAUCUGGGUCCAAUUGAAGACACCAAGAUUGAGCUGAAGGGUCUGACCCCAGGGAGGACCUACCUGUUCCAGGUGUGUGCCAAAGAGCUGCUGGGUCUGGGCGAGUGCAGCGACUGGAGUUUACCUGUAAAUAUCACAGUACCAAGAACAAAACCAUAGGAACUCCCACUCACUUCCUCUUUUAUUUCCCCAUUGCAUGUUAAGCUAGCAGUGAAGUAAGCAGUUUCGUUCUUAGUUGCACAAUCAAUGCAAAGCAAAAGUUAUUAUUUGGUUUUAUUUAUAAAGGAAUAAAUGGAUCUGUACAGUAUACUGUGCCUAUUUGAAAUAAAAUUGUUAUUGUAUUUUGUUUUA
This is a messenger RNA of Amphiprion ocellaris (clown anemonefish), 1144 nucleotides long. RefSeq names its product Epstein-Barr virus induced 3 (gene ebi3). The record is from RefSeq and is a predicted model, not a curated record. Gene Ontology annotation, biological process: cytokine-mediated signaling pathway. Gene Ontology annotation, cellular component: external side of plasma membrane; membrane. The transcript has 6 exons. Gene Ontology annotation, molecular function: cytokine receptor activity; protein binding. NCBI's taxonomy places the organism in Eukaryota, Metazoa, Chordata, Actinopteri, Pomacentridae. The coding region runs from base 209 to 952 and encodes 247 amino acids.